This is a messenger RNA of Impatiens glandulifera, 669 nucleotides long. Its product is annotated as ethylene-responsive transcription factor WIN1-like. The transcript has 3 exons. The record is from RefSeq and is a predicted model, not a curated record. The coding region runs from base 1 to 669 and encodes 222 amino acids. NCBI's taxonomy places the organism in Eukaryota, Viridiplantae, Streptophyta, Magnoliopsida, Ericales, Balsaminaceae. Gene Ontology annotation, biological process: regulation of DNA-templated transcription. Gene Ontology annotation, molecular function: DNA binding; DNA-binding transcription factor activity.
AUGGUACAAAUCAAGAAGUUCAGAGGUGUCAGGCAGCGACACUGGGGUUCUUGGGUCUCUGAAAUUCGCCACCCUUUAUUAAAGAGGAGGGUGUGGCUAGGCACGUUCGAGACGGCGGAGGAAGCGGCCCGUGCAUACGACGAGGCCGCCGUACUCAUGAACGGCCGCAGCGCCAAGACCAACUUCCCCGUCGCCGCAGCCAGCGCCGCCACCCAAUUAUCCUCCGAUGAUGACGUCAUAAUCUCAUCAUCGUCGACGUCAUCAACACAACUCUCAUCCAUACUCAGCGCCAAGCUACGUAAAUGUUGCAAAGCUCCGUCACCGUCUCUCACUUGUCUCCGUCUUGACCCGGAUAAUUCCAAUAUCGGAGUCUGGCAUAAACGGGCCGGUAAUAAAUCCGACUCCGGUUGGCUCAUGACGGUCCAACUUAACAUGGGUCUUGUUCCAGAAACUGGUUCCUCACCCGCGGGUCAUACCCACGGGUCGACCGUACUGGAUCCACCGCCGCAAGUGGAGGGCGGUGGUCUCAAUGAAGAGGAGAAGAAGGUUCUGCAGAUGAUUGAGGAACUCCUCAACAGUUCAGGACCGAGCCUCCCAAACCAUAGGGAUGAACCCUCAUGUCCCUUGAUCGAGUGUCCCGAACUCCGAUCUAAACCACCAUCGGUCUAG